GUCAAUAACAAAUGAACCAUCAAACUUGACAGUCAAAAUCAAAUAGAAAUCGUAAUGUUUUCCUGAUUUUGUGUGAAUAGUAAGCAAAAUAAUUUGACUGGACUACGAUUAGGUGUUAGUUACUGCUUGGUAAUAACCUCGGACUUCCAGUAUAUCCAUUAAACUCAUCCAAGAUGGCAGAAGCAAAAGAGAAAGAAGAAAAUCCACUCAACAUUGAUGGCAGUAACUUUAAUCCCGAUAUGUAUCUAGACUGUUUGCUAAAAUGUGCUACGUUAAAGCAAGUAAUGGAUAAAGAGGCAGAAAUAGUUACACAGAGUCAGUUCCUUCAAUCAGAAAUGCAAACAUUGGUCUACGAGAACUAUAACAAAUUCAUAUCAGCGACCGAGACAGUGCGGAAAAUGAGAACAGAUUUCAAAAUAAUGCAAGAAGAAAUGAACAAGCUGAGUGAAAAUAUGAAUAAGAUUACAUCCUUUAGCGCGCAGAUAUCUGAUUCACUGCGAGAGAGUGGAAACAAUGUGAGCAGACUGUGUGGAACAAGGCAGUUGUUGGAUAAACUACAAUUCUUAUUCCUCUUGCCAACACAGUUGAACAAAGCCAUUGAAGAAGGCAGGUAUACUGACGCCGUCCACGACUACACCCAUGCUCAGAGAGUCCUGCAGAAGUAUGGCAAUCAGCCAUCUUUUCAAAGUAUUCAAACUGAAUGUUCAGAGAUUAUUUAUGGGCUGAAGAAAACUUUAAGGGAAAGGCUGCUUAGCCCAGAAACCUCAGCUUCUGAUUUGGCCGAAAGUGUAGGACUAUUAAGACAGUUACAAGAAACUGAUUCUUCACUACAAGACAUUUUCCUCAGCUGUUCAGAAAGCCGCUUGGAUCAACACCUACAAGGUCUCAGUGCUAUGGUGGAAACGGCAGACAUUAUUGAAUGGGUGGAGAAGUGCAACAAUACUCUUCUAGCAGAUCUUGGUAUAAUAGUUUCCUGUUACCAUGAAAUGUUCCAAGACAAGGAUAAUACAAAUAUACCUGAUUUUGGAGAUAAAAUUAUGUUGCAAGUAUUUCACCUGUUUGAAGAAGUUGUAAAAAGGCCAGAAAAUAUAGGGACAGAAAUCCUAAUCAGAGGACUAGAUAAGUUCUUUAGAAAGUUACAGGCAAUGACGGAAAUAAUAUCAAGUGACACAAUGUCCGGAAAAGCAAUUGAUGUUGUAAUACAGUGCAUUAAUCAUAAAGCCACCAUACAGUAUCAGUCCAUACAAACUCAGUUCAAGGAGAGUUUAACCAAAGUAAGACAGUCUUUGGCAAGCAAAGGGACUGAUACCACAGAUCUGAAGGAUAUACUGAACUCCUUACAAGUUUACUUGAUGCAAAAAGUACAAGCAUCCUUGUUGGAUCUGAUGGCAUUCCUACAAAAUAACCUCUCAUUUGGCCUCAAAACAUGGUGUGCAAAAGCUGUUGCAGAUACUUGCUGGAAAGUAGUCUCCGAGACCAUGGUCAAUCUAUCAGAUAUGGUCAAAAAGAUGGCCUGUUUACAAACAUCUAAUAACAACAUUCCAUUCGAAUUACUUUUAAUUUUAGCCAAGUUAUGUCUCGAAAUGCAGGAAAGUGGGGUGUCUACCCUACACACUCACUUACAGAAGCUGCUAGAGGAAUCUGCACCAGGACUGACAGUAGAGAAUAAAGAUACUAACAGUGUGAUGGUACACCUCUCUACCGCGGCGCAAGCUGCGUUAGACUCUGAGGUUGUGUUUAUUGGCCAAACAGCUGCACAGAUGUUGAGGGUGUCUGUGUUGGCUAGAGACUGGCUGCGGGCGCCGGAGCCGCGCGGCCCGCGAGCCGUGUGUCGCAGAGUUGUGGAAACAUUAGCAAGUGCCGAUAGUGCUGCCUCACAACUGUUCCCUACCAGCAUAAAGCCCUCUAGCGACUCCAGCCGCCGCACCAUUUGGUCUCGCGCUCCUUCAUCCUUCUCGCCUCUCAAUAGAAUAUUCUCGGAACGAAUUGAAGUGUUCAGUCCAGCUGGGGCAGACAGAGCAGCUUUAUCUAAUGGAGCUCUGAAGGUGGCACUCAAAGCUCUGGUGGAGUGCGUCAGACUGCGCACGUUCGGCAGGCACGGCUUGCAACAGCUGCAAGUAGAUGUGCAUUUCUUGCAACAGAGACUAUCCUGCAUGGGCAAUGAUGAAAGGUUACUGAAUGCUCUUCUAGAAGAUGCACUAGCUUCAGCCCAGCUAAGGUGUGUGGAUCCACAGUUAAUGGAACCUAGUAUUGUCGAUAUUAUUUGCGAGAGAGGAUAAAUAUUUUAGACUAAGGAAUUGCAUUAGUACUUAGGUGUAUUUAUUCAAAUUAAAUAUGUAUUAUUAUUGUUAUAUUAUAUUACCAACAGCAAAUAAAGACAUUUAUAAAU
Molecule: messenger RNA, 2389 nt
Organism: Trichoplusia ni (cabbage looper)
Lineage: Eukaryota; Metazoa; Arthropoda; Insecta; Lepidoptera; Noctuidae
Gene: Vps51
Product: vacuolar protein sorting-associated protein 51 homolog
Exons: 1
Coding region: 174-2279 (701 amino acids)
Biological process (GO): lysosomal transport; endocytic recycling; retrograde transport, endosome to Golgi
Cellular component (GO): EARP complex; membrane; GARP complex
Source: RefSeq, a predicted model, not a curated record